Messenger RNA from Aspergillus clavatus NRRL 1, 3339 nucleotides. RefSeq names its product mediator of RNA polymerase II transcription subunit 14. The coding region runs from base 1 to 3339 and encodes 1112 amino acids. Gene Ontology annotation, cellular component: core mediator complex; mediator complex. The record is from RefSeq and is a predicted model, not a curated record. Gene Ontology annotation, molecular function: transcription coregulator activity. The transcript has 2 exons. Gene Ontology annotation, biological process: regulation of transcription by RNA polymerase II. NCBI's taxonomy places the organism in Eukaryota, Fungi, Ascomycota, Eurotiomycetes, Eurotiales, Aspergillaceae.
AUGCCGGGCGUCGUAAUGGACAAUGCUACUGUUGGAGGGCCCAGACGGGCCUCGGAAUCCCCUGAUAACGUGAGCAGCACUCCAUUUCCACAAGAGCGCGUCAAUCAGUCGGGUGAUUCUGGUGAUCGAAGAAACAGGUCGAUAUUUCACAACGGAGCAGUCAAAGGAGCACAGGGUCCUGGUCAACAUAUAGAGACGCACACCGGCAAAGAUGGGAUUAAUGAAAGCGAAGGUUUGCCUGAGUUGGCCCACAUCACGCAGGGUUUCUUCCCAUUUUCAACACUCGUCAAUAGAUCAGUACAGCAAUGUUGGAACGACCUAUCCGAGCUGGUUACAGAGCUGGCCGCAAUACAAGUGUCGCCGCACGGUCAGAUGCCUUCAACACCUGCCAAUGGGAAGGCUCCUGGCGACCAGUCUCCCGAAAAUUUACAGAAGAAAACGCGGAUACUCGAUUUUGCUCAUGCUAAAAGAGCCGAAUUCAUUAAACUCCUUGUGCUAUCACAAUGGAGCCGGCAAGCUGGUGAUGUUAGUAGGUUGAUAGAUCUUCAAAAUUUCAUUCGCAACCGUCAUCAAGCUUUCAUGGACGCUCUGCAGCGGAUUGGAGACAUGAAGCGAGAUUUGGUACAAGCACAGGUGGCAAAUCCGGAUUUGAAAACGGCCUUGGAGGUCCUGUCGAAAGGCAGGGUGGUGUCCAUUACAGACCUCGGUUACGAAGCCCCCAAGCAGUUGACUGCUAAAGGUGCCUUGAAAAGAUUACACAAGAUCAACAGAAUCAUCAGUGCCAGACUUGCAUUACAUGAUACCAUACCUCGUCCGUUUCGAACAUAUCGUGUUCACGAUGGCCGUGCUACAUUUGUCGUACAAGGAGAAUUCGAACUCGACCUAUCUGUCGGGGAAGAGAGCAAGUCAUCCCAGUUCUUCUUCGUUGAUAUUCGCUUUCUCUUCUCCCCAUCAUCUCAUGUUCCGAAGGGUCGGCUUUCCAAUGAGCUCGAUGUCCAAGUCAAUGAUAGACUUCGUGAUAACGGUCUGAAAGGGUGUUUCGACUUUUUGCAUGGUUUGGUCUUGACCAAUAAAAUUACCAUACUUUUCAAGCAGGCUGUUGAACUAGCAAGAGGUCUUUGGUCAGAUGUUCUGCGCGUUGAAUUAUUGCACCGAACUUUGGUCGUACAAUACUGGGCUCUAAAGCUUGGAGCAAAGAGUUGGAUCGAAAUCGGAAUCAAGAGUGGCCGUAAACCCCAUGAUGUUAAGGACUCCGGGGUACCAUACUUAGCCUUGCGUUGGAUAAGAGAUGGUCAGGAAGUCGACAGUACAAGUGUGGAAUUCGACGCAGACGACCUUUCAAUGGAGAGACUUCUGCGCAGCAUCAUCGCGCUGCAUAUCUCUCAUCUGCUUUCGGCAACCUACAGCAUCCUGAAUCAACGUUCACUUUUUGCUACCGGCCUCCUGUCGUUACAAGCUCUUCUGAACACGAACGAACCCGGUAAAUGCCAGCUCUUGGCUCAACUCACUGUUUCCAGACAUCUUCGGGUUUCUAUCGAACCGAUGUCAGGAGCCAUCGUUUUGUCCGCUGAUCCAAGCCCUCUGGACCGGUCUGAAAGCGAUUCCAGCCUUGAGAAGUCCUCGGUAGAUGAUAUCGUUUCUCGCGUUUCUCGCCUUCGCUGCAUCGCUGCCUUGGAAGAAGCUGAAUCGACAGUCAAGAUUCUGGGCUUUGAAACAGUUAGUCCCAGGGGCCUAAAAGCCGAUGUACGGAAGAUAUUACCGCCGAAUAUUCUCCGCUUUGCCCUCUUUUGGCAUCCAUUCUGGGACAGAAGCUGGAUUGUCGCCGCUACCAGCAGCACAGACGGCGAUAGCUGGUGGGUAAUACACCUUCGCCGUCCCUCGGCCCUCGCAACAAGUGCUUUGAAUCUUGAUAAAGAUAUUCAUCGCGAAGCCACAGUUUGCUCAGGGCACGUCAUAAGCAAUACAUUUCUUGCUGUGCAGCAUCUGGCCCGUGAUUCAUCGUUUGCCGACCUCAGCCAUUGCCUCUCGGGCAUGGUGGCAAUUCAUGCCAAUGCUAGUUAUCUAGCCGAUUUGCGAUCGGUUGCCUUCCAGCCGCCCCUGCGCGCAUUGAAAUUCGAGUCCGGCCUUGAAGUGCCGAAUCUUUUAGUGCGUUAUCAAGUCUCCACCCUCCCUCGGGCCCUUCAACUCGUGUUCCCUGCGGGUGUGGGAAAGAAGGAUUUCAUAAGGAACACAGUCCGUGUCGCCUUUCACGGAAUCGACCAACGUAGGAAGGUCGUCAUAUUCGUGGCGUAUGGCAAUUUGUUGGUUCCCAUGAAAGAAUUAAGCACAUUGGUAUCAAAAUUGGACGGCUCGCUGGUUUUCAAACAAGAAGGUGAUAGCUUUGCCAUUCGACUUCUCGCUCCCGCUGGGCAACCUGUCAUCGUACAGCUCUUCGAAAGUCUACAGAGACUCGAGUGUAUGUUGUCGAUUUUCGAAUUUCUUCGACGAAAAAAACUUGUGAUCCGGUCGUUAUCAUUAUCCCAAGUUGCAUUUGCCUACGGGCCAAGAAGGAGUCUUGCUGCGGUCAUGGAUAUUGGGAUGUCGAAACUCUCGAAUUCUGAACAACUUGACCCUGUUGAUAUCUUAGCAAGGACCGAUCCCCUACUCCUCCUUCGUUUGGGAAUCCGAUUUGACCAUUCAAAUCCUCACCGCCGGAUCCAAGGAUCUCUCGCUGCCAUCUUGAAUCACACUUCAAAUAAAGCGGCCUUGGAUUCUGUUGCGGAAAUUCUCUCCUUCACGCUUCCCGCGAUGCGAACUCUAGACCAAAUCACAUCCAAUCUGUCUCGUGGAGAGCCGGCGAGACUGCAAGUAGUAGUGCGCAAUGCGUUCACCUUUUUGCUUCACUAUAUCAAUUACGCCUUGCGUUUUGAACUCACUGCCAGCCAGCACGCCGGCCGGUUGACCUGGGUGCUCAGAGAAUCGGGCGACCCCCAAGUAGGGCCAGGUCAAGAUCAAAUCAGGGCCAAAUUACGCGAUACAUUGUACAAUUCAAACGGAAACGGCUGGAAAGGUCUUGGGAAUGGAGUAGUUGCAGAUGUCGAGGGAGUCUGCAGUGUCAUUUCGAACCUUGACACAAGUUUCGCCGGUGCCCGGGAUAACCAAGAAACUUCGGGGGAUGUAAAGCCUACUGAAAGGUCCUUGAACCAAACGGACGUGAAAAAUCAUCGUGAUCAUGACUUCGACGCACAAGCCGCCAUGGACUACGACACGAGCGCAGUAGCGACGAAUUCUGCCGGCGCUAGAAGUUCUCAGCAAUGUGACGCUCCUCCCGAAGCUGCGGAUGUGAUUACGAUCGAUUAG